GCCCCCGCGCUGCUGCCCGGCCCUGCCGCGCCUCAGUGCCGGCCCGAAGCCCCCUCUUCUCGGAGCUCCGCCUUGGGGCGCGCAGCAGCACAUCCUCGGGGAUCGCCGAGGCGGCCGUGAGUACGGGGGGGGGCGGAUGCGGGGGGCGGUAAGGCGGGCGGUGCCCCCACUGAGCCCCGCUCGCCGCCGGGAGGGCGGGGCGCGCACAGCCCGCGCUGAGCCCUCGGCACCGCGGCCGUCUCUGCCUGUGUGCUUUCCGGCUUCUUUGGGGGAGAGAAAACCACCAAAACCCCUACAUAAAACUGAUUGUAAAUCACCGCAAUUUAUGGUUGGUGUUUGUGGAGAAGCCUGGUGCUCGGCUGCCUGCUCGAGCUGCCUCAGCGCCUGCUCCUCCUGCCCGGUGCCUCGUGUUGUCUCCAGUCAGGCCCGAGUUGGCACCACCCGGUCAGGGACUGAAAAUCAUUUAUGGCUUUUUGUUUGAAUUAUCUAGAAAGGGGGAGAAAAUAAGGCUUUGUGAUAUAAUCCAUACGCUGCUUGUCAUCGCUUGCUCACUUAGUGUCUUUCAGUGUGAGUCCUGGCUGGUGGGGCUGUAUGUCUCCCUGUUUGUAGCAGGAGAGUUGGCCCAGAUAGCCUUUAAAGGGCUCUUCCAACUCAAACAAUUCCAUGAUUCUGUGGUUCUUGAGGAUGUGAAGGGUGACAUGCGGUCAGCCAGAGUCCUCUGCAUGGCUGCCUGCAAUCUGCAGGCGUCAGUCUUCCAACGCAUUCCCUUACAGCUGCAAUAAAUGAUGAAGUUGCUGUAAAUAUCUUUGCUUGAUCUCAUCUCCUUCAUUGAAUAGUCUGCCUGUAGCCCAGGUUCAGGCUAAUUUUAAGUUUUUCAGUGGGCAAGGAGCCCACUCCUUCCUUUCCCACCUUCACACCUAGCUGUCAAUCUGCAGGAGUGAAUUCAGUCUGACAGGCCCUUCCUGCCAGCUCUGAUAACUUUCCUCCUGGUUCUGCCAAAUCAGACGUGAUUCAACAAAACUUUUCAGAGCAAGGAAUGCCAAAAGGAGAGUUUUCUUAGUGCUACAUCUGUGACCAUGUGGUCAGCAUGCCCUCAGACCUGUAGUUGUGUUAUCUCCCUGAUAUGGACUGUGGGGAAUUUCUACUAUCUCUCUGUCCUUUUGUGAAACAUGAUACUGGAGUGCAUUUGAGAGUUUAUGUUAAAGGUACUAUGCACAAAGAGAUAAUUUGGAUAGAAUAUUAAUACUUCGCAGGUACUGCUGCACCGGCAAAUAAGCUCCUUGCAAAGAUGUUCCCAGCACAGUGAAGGACAGGAGGUGUUAAUGUUGUCAUCCUGUGGCUGAAGGCUGAAUCUCUGUCCUGCCCUGUGCUGUCGGGUAAUGCCCUUUGCUUGUUUACGUGGAGAACUGAGAGUAGGCCACAGAGGUUUCAUAGGAAGGUAGCUGUCUCAGUGCGAAUUGGCUGCAAAUGAUUCACCAAGAUGUUUGCAAAAGCAACAAGGAAUUUUGUGAGAGAAACAGACAGCGGAGGUGACUUAAUCCCUGUCUCCCACUUGAACGCCUCAGACAAGCUGCAGCUUCUGAGCUUAGUUACAAAGAGGAAGAAAUUCUGGUGCUGGCAGAAGCCCAAGUAUCAUUUCUUGGCAGUCUCGUUGAGUGAUGUGCUUACUGAAGACAAACCUAUAAAACCAGUAAUUGUGGAAUCCGACUUUGCAAAAUAUAUGGGAAAAUUUGAAGAUGUUGUCCAAGGAAGUAUUGAAACUUCAUUUGGAAAGAUCAGCCUGGGAGCCGGAGCAAAGGGCUGUGUGGAAAGCCAGUCCUCCUUUGGGAGCCUGAGGAAACAGGAGGUUGACUUGCAGCAGCUUAUGAAAGACGUCAAGGACAGAAUGAUAAAUUUAAACAGUAGUUUACUGCAGCAAGUAAUAGAACGAAAACGUGAAGUACUGUGCAUCUUGAGAGAAAAGAUAAUAACAACACAAAGGUGUACAAUAUCUGAACAUAUUCAGACAGAAGAAAAAGUCAGUGGUCUGCUGGGAUGCACUACGAAGAUAGUAAAGGUUUCAGUGAGUGACAGUGGAAGUAUGAUGAAAGAUUCCAGUGUGAUUCUCGAGAUUCCUCCUGCAACCACUAUUGCCUAUGGCGUAAUUGAACUGUUUAUAAAGUGUGAUGGGCAGUUUGAAUUCUGUCUGCUAAAUGAACAGCAAGGAGGUUUUGAAAGAGAAAACGCAGAAGGUUCAACGUCACCCCACUCAGUGCUGUUCAGAGAUACUUCGUUCCUGUUUCACCCAGAUGCUGUUGAUAAUGGGAUGUACUCUGGGGCUGAAAACCCCGUUCCCAGCCACGCUUCUUUAAGUGUGUUGAAAAAAGAUCUGUCACAGCUGAAAGCUCAGUUCCAACCCUUUGUGAAGCUGCCAGAAGACAAGCAAAGAGCUUUAUAUAAAAGUCUGUGUGAACUCCUGCUGCAUGAAGAAACAUUAACUGCCCUGGAAGAUGUGUUAGAUGCUCUCUGCACAGGAGACAAGCCGGACCUGAAGGAGUUAAAACCUGCACAGCAGCAGGACCUGGCUGACUUCCUGCAGCUGGUGGGGUGCCGUGUACAGGAUGAGCUAUUGUUGCAGAACUAUCAUCUUCAGGAUGAAGAACUGCUCUCAGCUGCUCACCUCCUCAUCAGUGCUAUCUCUGAGCUGUCUGAUUACACUCUUGUCCUGCUGCGUGCCUGCUCUGAUCUACAGGUUGUUCCGGCAUUGUGUUGCUUGCCUUACAUCGCUUCAGCUGAUGGCACCUUGGCACUGAGCAGUCCUUCGGUGGCAACUCUCACUGACAGAAGAAGAUUUGAUGUCGCGCAAAGGCUCUUUGCUUCAGCGAACAUUAAUUUGGAAAAGACAGAGACUUCUGUAAAAGCUGUGACUAUGAGAGAACCCAGAUUCUUCCCACUUGUUCUUUACGUUGCGCUGUGCGGGCUUCACAGCUUGGGUGGGACUGUAGAGGAGCUUUUCUGAGCAGUUGCUGCCCUACCCUGUUCUUCCUUCUGUAGCUCUGCAGUGUAGCAUCGAUGCUUGUGAGCACGUGAGAGCCCUGGGGUUGAGUUCUCAGGGCUGUGCAGCCAGGUGGCACAGGGGGCAGCGCAGGCAAGGAGUGAACACACUGCUGUUCUGCAGUGGAAAAUACAUAAAUAAGUAAAUAAGGGAUGCAGGGGAAGAAGAAAAAAAAGGGAAGCCUGGAAGAGCAAUUGAACAUAGCUGUUCUGAUAGUUGUCAGAACUGCAGAGCAGUGGAAGCCUGAUUGCUUGCAUUAAUAUGCAUGGGGGAAAACUGCAAAGUACGAACUGCUUUUUGUAAGCAAGUGAGCAGAAAGGCUGUGGAAAUGUAGCAUUCUGCAGUGCAGUACAUGCUUUGCUCACUUAAGACCUGACGUGCAGAAUGCCUUCACUGUGGGGGAGGUGAAGUAGAGGGCUCUGAAAGGUACUUCAUUAGGUUUUCCUUUAUUAAGUGUAGUUUGGCUUUAUGGAUGUGAGCUGCACACUGCAGGAAAUAACUCUUUUUUGUUUCCAAAGCUGAGACCACCUUAGGGAUUUCUGCCUCUUUUCCAGUACAUUUUUACUAAGCUUAGCAACUUUCAGCUGCUUACAUUCUAUUCUGAACUUUCUCUUUGAGAUACGGUGAUGCCUUCUGGUGUGUGCAUACCAAAAGUCCUUGCUGCACUCCACAAAGCAAUCGUUUUACCCACGUGACAUGUUCAGUGUUUUGCUCGUGUCUUUCACUAAGAGCAGAGUUAAUGUAAAGCACUUUGUGCUUUGAACUGUUCUGCCUUUUUUUUGAUGAUAAUUUUCUGUGAUCGUGGAAAUGGGACAGAAGUGCAGGAGGGAUCACUGUAAAUGCAGGAAGCUGUUCCAAUGAAGUGGGCCCUCAGUGCUUUCAGCCAACACAGAGGGGUGGUUAACAGGUGACACGUGGGCACCUGGCAGGAGAGGUGCUCAGACUGAGACGGCGCUGUUUCCGUGUCUCAGUUGUAAUGUGAGUGUGAAGUGAAGCUGAUGGUUUUGGCCUAAUGCUGCACUGCUGCGUAUGGGAAUAUCCUGAAAGCACUUCACCCUGCUUGUGUGAGCUGUGUGUCUGCACGUGGGAAGGUUUGCUUUUGCCAACCACUACUUGGAAGUAAGUUGCCUCUGUAACUAUUUUACCAAAAUUUUGUAUUUAAUGUUAUGUCAAAACAGUAGAAUAAUUUUAAAAAUCAA
Molecule: messenger RNA, 4233 nt
Organism: Gallus gallus (chicken)
Lineage: Eukaryota; Metazoa; Chordata; Aves; Galliformes; Phasianidae
Gene: DFNA5
Product: DFNA5, deafness associated tumor suppressor
Exons: 11
Coding region: 1481-2998 (505 amino acids)
Biological process (GO): programmed cell death
Cellular component (GO): cytoplasm
Source: RefSeq, a predicted model, not a curated record